AUGCCUCGCGAGCCGUGGUACGACUUCGAGUUGGGCCUGGAACAUGGCGGUCAAAUGAAGCCCGGACAGAAGCCUGAGAAAGCUUCACCUUUGGUCUCCUGGAGCUUCUUGGUCUCCACCCCUGCAGCGGAGCUCCUGCGGCCAGCAGAGGUGGUAGAGCUGGGCACUGAACAUCUGAGCUUCACGGUGCUGUGGAGCGCCAGUGUGGACUUCCGCUGUCAAGCCUCUUCCGGGUCAGUCGCGCCUGUGCAGAGUGAGUGGCAGCUGGCAGCCCGACAGGUGCCGGGUGUGGUGAAGAUCGACGGUUUGGUACCGGAGACGAGCUAUGAGAUCCAAUGCAUGGCACGACUGCAGGAUGAACCGACAGUUCUCUCGACUUGGCUGCCUGCGGGCUCGUUGGUGACCCUGAAAGACUUGGAUGUGGACUUGACCUUGCUCUACCUUCGAGUGCAACCCCUGUGUGCGUCGAAGCCCAUCGAGGCUUAUGAUGUGCAAGUCCAGCCGGCACUGCAAUCGGGUCGUGCCAACUACACUGUGGCCCUGCCGAAUGCGGACUUCAUCGCCUUAAACUGCACUGAGCAAGAGGCCUCCUGGCAUUUGUCCUUGGUCAGCGAAGCACGCAGCAAAUAUGCAUCGCAAGCGGUGGCGGCCUCCAGCCACAAUGGCUCGGAGGCGGUGCUGACGCUGCCCGAGGAGGAGGUCCUGGUCACAGAGACCUUCACGGUGACGGUGACGGCUGGCUGUGGCUGCUCGCUGAAGGUCUACCAGAUCCAGGUCUUUGGACUCCGGCUGCGCUUCGAGCUGGCCAAGCCACAGGUGACGAAGGCCAAUGGCGACGCAGUGAACAUCUCCGAGGUGGACGAUGGGCACCGUUUGCAGGUGGUGGUGACCUACAACAACGAUGCCUUGCCAGCAGAGCUUUGGAAUGACUUGAUCCUUUACUUGGGACCCUUUCCACAGGCCACCUUAGCAGCACCGCGAGCGGAUUUGCAGGAGGAUCCCUUGAGCCAAGUCUAUGUGCUCCUGACGACCAUCUCUGGUGCCGGGAAGGACCUGCCCUUGGAGCUGCGCUUGGGCGGGGCAUUGGUGGGUCAAGCGGCCGAGAGCAUCUCCUUCGCAGCGCCCUUCGUGAACUGCAUCUCGACCGUCGGCUAUGGGCAAUGCACCGUUGAGGAGUUGGAGAACAACGAGGUCUUCGUCGGCACUUUGGGGGAGACGAUGCUCUAUGUGAAAGGUCAAGGCUUUGGGAGCAAUGAGCUCUUGGCUAGCAGCAGUUUGAUGCGGAUCUCGGUCACGCAGCUCUACAACACCACGGAGCUCUGCGAGGAGUCUGGUUGGGUGAGUUACACGGAGAUGUGGUGUCGGCUAGCACCCAAGGGUGCCAGUCCAUUGGUCAUGCUCCUGCUGGGCCCCAUGGAUGAGACUCAGCUCCUGGUCGUGCCCUGGAAGAUUCGGUACAAAGCACCGGUGAUCCAGAACUUCUCCAAACCCAUCUUGCAGAUCGUGGAUGGUGGUCAGCUCUUCAUCAUCGGCCAAAACUUUCCAGACUUUCAGGACGACAAUGGCGUCGUCGGCUACGAGUCCGGCCGUCGACUGGAGAGCGAACGCUCGGUGACGGCACGGGAACUGCAAGGCAUUUCCACCAGUGAGGUGUGCACCUCGUUGAUCCGCGUGAACCAGACCCAUUUGCUCUGCGAGAUGAAGCCCAGGAUCGACCUGACGCCUGCGAAGUGCCGCGACGUGGACAUCGUGGUGGCCUGGGGCGACCUGACGACGGAGAUGCAAACGGUGCCGUUGAAGCUGCCGGAGCCCGAAAUCCAGGCGGUGGAGGAUAUGACGCCCGGGCGACCGCUCCCCAUCGAGGUGGGCGACCUCACCUACCGUUUGGAUGGCAUCAACUUUGGAACCCCCGAGAACGGGCGGAUGCAGGUCUUAGUGGGCGACCGAAGUUGCGAGGUGACCAUCCGAGCAGAUCAGCAGCUCUUUUGCGUCAUGAACGGUCCCUUGCGUGAUGACUUGUUGGAGCUGUAUCCGGAUCCUCCAGAAAAUGCCAGCACGGGAGCCAUCGAUGUGGUGGUGCCCAUUUCGGUGUGGGUCACCUUGGGCAGCAGCUCCACCGAGAGCUCCGAGGACUGCAAGCCCAUCGCGGCGAAUUGGAGUACGCAUGAAGUCCACCUCAAGAGUUGCUUGGCCGGCUCGAUGCGCCAGAGCUUCCGCAGCGAGAGCUGUGUGCCUUGCAUGCCUGGCUGGUACACGCCGGUGCCAGGACCCUUCCUGCGAUGCCAGAGCUGCCCAGAGGGGAGCUACGCCUUUCAAAGUGCCAGCACCGUUUGCCUCGACUGCCCAGAUGGCCGGAUGACGCCACGCAAUGCCACAGCGUCUCCGUUGGAUUGCGCGUGCCGACCAGGCCGUUUCCUACCUCUGGCAGAACGUCGGUCAGAAGUUCGCUUGGUGCAGCAAGUGGAGAGGGGUGAGGCGAACGCUUUGGAGAAUUAUCAGUUGGGCGCCUGCUCUUCGUGCCCCACCGGCGCCACCUGCCGCGGUGGCCUGGAACCUCCGGUGGCCCAGCCAGGCUGGUGGCUCAUGCCCAAUGAGGUCCCUGUACGCUGCACCAUGCGAGGAUGUUUGGGCAACAACACCUGUGGUCGCGGCUAUGACCAGAGGACUCGCUGUGAAACCUGCACAGAGCAGUUCUAUGUGGAUCUGCCAGAGAGUUCUUGUCGCGAGUGCGAAUCGUGGGCUGUGAUGUUUGGUGCCAUUUAUGGCUCCUUGAGCUUCCUCUUCUUGUUCGGCUGCGUUUUCCCGUUCUUCUCUUGGAAGGCUCGUGUGGCCCUGGAUCCCGCCCGAGGCGUGGCGCCGCCGAAGUUGUGCUUUGGCUUGUUUCACUGCUGCUUAAAGCGCUACGCGGCACGAAAGCAGCUGGUGACCGCAGAGUAUGUGGACAUGUCUCUCUACUACGACAAGUGGUGGAGCUGUACGCGACGAGUCCUCCAGCGCUUCGAAUGCUUCUACCACACGCCGGCGCGACGGCUGGUGCAGGGCGCCGAGUUGCAGCCUGUGGUCAACAUCACCAUCAAUCACUUGCAGAUUUUCUUCCUCAUCGCCAACAUCGGCUAUGCCCACUGGCCCGAGAGAAUCAAGGACAUCUUAAACUUUGGUUUGCUGAUGGUGAACAGCGUGGAGUCCCUGAGACCUUCCUGUGUGGCGCCUAUCGGAUCUGAGGGGCGGUGGUACAUCUUUUUCUUCCUACCCUAUGCCUUGUACGCCAGCGGGAUCUUUUUCGUCAUUUGCCGCCAGCCGAACCGCCGGCAGCGGCGUCGCAUCAUCCUCAUGAUCUCCGGUGGCUUUCUGCUGUAUCUUUCACCGCUGCAUUUGCUCAGUGCCUCCAUGAUCUUCGACUGCGUCGACUCUGCGGGGCAGCUGGUGCUGGACGCGGAUCGUGGAAUUGCCUGCUGGGUGGACCCCGCGUGGUACCGCAUGUUCGGCGUGGCAGUGGGCGGCUUCGUCUUCCUCUUCAUCGUCCUCAGCUUCGUGGCACUCUCUGUCUAUCGCACAUACAUGUGGUAUCGGACUGCUGAAGUGGGUAUGAUCCCACCCAAAUCGGUCUUCUUCACUUGGUGGUGGCUCAGUGGACUCCGGGGCGUGUCCCUGAAGCAUCGUGCAGCCAUCCAGGGCUACAAGGUCCAUUUGGAUUUGCCCAAGGAUGUCACCGAGGUCGCGGAUGUGAGUUCCUUGUGUGAUGAUUUGUUGAUCCAAAACGUGGGAAAUUUGAAGAGCGGCAUCGAGCGGUUGAAUGAGUACCUCCAGGGCUUUCGGGUGGAUGACGCCAAAGACACGAUCACUCGUCCUUGGCGCUUGAGGGGCCAAGAAGUUUUUUGCGAGCAUUGCCAGGGGUGUGGUAAGAGCAUGCACGAGAAGCACAUGCAUGGCCGGACGCUUUGUGGACUUUGCAGUCCUCCGCACUCACACCACAGCGACCGUGCUGAUCGCGCCUCCGGAGCGCUCCUGAUCCGCUCGCGGCUGCGCGAGGCGGCUUACAACCGCCUGACCAUCCGUCUGGAGCAUUUGCUCAUGCAGUUGAGGACGAUGAGCUCCUUCUCGGAUACACAGAUCAGCCUGAAAGACCUGCUAUCCUUCACUUGGGAGCUGAUCGUUUUGGUGCAUAAGACGGCUCUGGGCUUGACAAGGCUUUUGAAUACUCAUGACUCGCAACUGGGUCUCCAGCUGUCCCUGCUGCUUUGCAUCGGUUUUCUGGUCCUGUCACUGGUAGUCUGGCCUUAUCGACACAAUGGGCUGAAUAUCCUGGAUAGUUUCUAUGCCGCUCUCAGCGUGCUUUGUGUCUAUGCCUUAAUCCAGCUGGAGCACUACAACAGUGACCAGACCUUCUUCAAUGUCUUUGUCCUGCUGGUGGCGGCGAGUUCUUUGCUGGCCUUGGUGAUGGUUCCACUCUGCUGGUGCUUCUUCGCCCUCUGGAGCAGCGCCUUCUCCGAGACCUACUACGUGCUCGCGACCAAAGAGGUGCAGGGCAGCCUGUGGCGUGGGCCGAGCAGUCCCCGGGGCCCUCCAGCGGAGGAAUCGGAGAGCACUGCACUGGCGAUCCCCAGUGGUAAGAAGGCCUUCACCUCGAUCCUCACACGGGUGGUGAGCAGCCCCGAGGAGUUGCUGCCGGACGAACCCAUCGCGGCCCAGUGGUGCUUCCGGAUACCCUUGGAGAAGGACAGUACCUCGCAACGGGUGGACUUGACCUUGCAGCAGGGCAUCGCUAUCACCGUACGAGACCCCGCGAUGCUCCUGCAGAUCCUCAACGCCGAGGGUGCCGAUGUGGACUUCCAGGGGAAGUGGGGCCUCCCGAUGCUGCCACCCAUGCGCUUACGUCGUGGAGGGGAUUUACCCGGUCUCCUGAGGAUUUCAGUGCCUUGCAGCGAUCAGAAGCUGUUGCGCUCCACGUUGAAGCAGCUGAAUGCCCUGGGGGAGGAGAAGCCCAAGCACCAGCACGAGCAUAAUGACCGCUUCUCCAUCGACACAGAGAUCUCCCCGCGCUCAGGGCGGUCCUCAGUGCUCUCGACACAGCUCUUCGAUGGGGACGGCACGCCGGAGAGCGAAAUGGCGCCGCGGCUGUCCACGGUGACGACCAACACCCAGGCGACGCAGGCCACGCAGGCCUCGGUGGUGACGCAGAAACCGUCGCCCUCCAAUGGCUACAAGAUCAAGGCAUUGACAAGGCCGGCCAAGAUCGGAGGGCGCUUGGUGCCUGCUGGAGCGCAGAUUGAGAAGAUCCGCUAUGUGCCACCAGGUAGCGGCUCAGAAACGGGAACUGAGCACUGGUCAAGCCCUGCUGUGAAAUCCACCUGA
Messenger RNA from Durusdinium trenchii, 5352 nucleotides. The record is from the annotation of a GenBank genome assembly. NCBI's taxonomy places the organism in Eukaryota, Dinophyceae, Suessiales, Symbiodiniaceae.